Paramecium tetraurelia is the source of this 4164-nucleotide messenger RNA. RefSeq lists its product as uncharacterized. The transcript has 3 exons. The record is from RefSeq and is a predicted model, not a curated record. NCBI's taxonomy places the organism in Eukaryota, Ciliophora, Oligohymenophorea, Peniculida, Parameciidae.
AUGUUAUUAUUAAUUUCUAUAUUCCUUAGACACUUAGAUGCGUGCAAUAUAUUGAAAAACGAUUUGGAAAUCAGUAUUUCUACAUAUGAAAAUAUGUAUUGGGAGAUAAAGGAUGAAUUAAUUGAGGGGGAGUUGACAAAGUUCAGAUUGGAGGGAGAUUAGAAUGGGACGUACUUUAAAUUGUAAUAGCCGAACGAUAUUUAUGAUUAGAAACCUUUUCCUUAUUUUGUAGAGAUUUAAGAAAUAAUUAAGGCGAGAUCAUAUAGAAAAGGAGAGUUUUGGAUGAAUGAGUAUAGUUUACUGGGAUAAGACUCCUAGGGAUUUCAUAUAUACAUAAUAUAGGAUGAGAAGUUUGGACAAUUGUCACUUCACCAUCCUUGUUCGGAUUUUGAUUAUUUGGAUGAAAAUAAUUUUGUGGUUGCCUGUCAUGAUAAUCAAAAUUUGAUAAUAGAGAUCAUAAAUAAAAAUGGUACGACUCUCCAUGCUUAUUCCAAAUUUAUUUAAUAGAAGAGUAGAAUUAAUUUGGCAAUUUAUAAAACUACAAUUCCAUAUCUGUUGAUAUACAUUCCAGCAUAUGAAGAAGAAGUUGUAAGCAUACAAUCAACCAUCAAAGUAUUCAUUAUUGAUUCAUUCUAAAUAUAAGAAACUCCCUACUACCUAGAUAAACAAAAACUAUCAGAGCUAUUUCAGAAUGAGCUGAAAUAUUUUUCUGUUAUUGAUGUUAAAAUUUAUGCAAAAAAACUAUUUGUUUUGGAUUAUAGACUGGGGCCAAUUUCAUUAGUAUUGGAUGGUAAAGGUAAUUUCACAAAUGCUAAAUUGAUGACUUCAUCGUCCUACAUAACAGAGUUUUACAGUUUUUCAAUCAGAAAUAACAAUGAGAUUAUCGUAUUAGGAUUUGUACAGAAAAACCAAAUGAGCAUGAGAGUUCUGAAAAAUGGUCGAUAUGAUGAUGUUGUGAGAACAUUUGAAAAAGAAGACUUUACUUUAGGUCUCUGUGGAGUUCAAAUAACUCCUUAAUAUUACUUGAUCAACUCUAAUAAAGAACUCAUGAUUUUUGAUGACAAGGAAUUAGUAGAUAAAAUUUAAAUUUAUAAAGGAGUUUUCAUUGCCAAUCCAAGCUUUGACCUUUAUGUAUUUUUUCAUUCAAAUAAAGCAGAGUUUUAUGAGAUCAGUUCAGGCAUAUUGACAGUUCUAAAAUAAAUAUAAAAAUCAGAUAAUUAGAAAUAUUUCAAACUAUUUGAAAGCAAAAAUGCUAAUUGUUAUGUAGAUAUAGUGUUAUAGGUCUAUGACAAAUUGGAUGCAAAAAUACAUACAAACUUUUAAACCAACUUUUAUAAAAGUAGAAUUGUGUAUUAUCCUCCAUAUCCAUAAAAAUAUUACACAUGGCCUAGGAUUACCAAUGGACCAAAUCUUUAACAAUAGAUAACUUUACUAAAAGAUUAAAAGCACAAGAUAGAUAUUAAAUUUCUAUCAUUGUCCCCUUUAACAAUAACAGGGAUAAGCUAAUUUGAUUAGAACAAUGUGAUAUUCAGUCUUAUCAAUAACAAUUAAGGUCUCAAUCAAUAUUUAGUGUAAACUGAGAACCUGAGUGCUUUCAUCUAUGUCUGCGAAUUGAAUGAAUUGGAACAGAAGUGCUCAUAAAAGAGCACAUUCUUCCCACUAAUUAAAUUGGUCGAAGAUAACAUUAAAUGGACAGAAGUAGGGAUGCACGACUCCUAUAUAGGCAUUAAGACUUAGAAUAACCAUGUGGUCACAAUAUAUAAACUUGGAGAUUCGAAAAUUGUUCAGAUAUUUCAAAUCAAGACUUCAUUGCAAGACGAGAGAACCCAAAUCACUGAUUUUGCAAUAAAUGCAAAUUUUGUAUUUGUGCUCAUCACUGGGAUGGACGAGAUACAGAUCUAUUCUCUAUCUUUGAAACAAUAGAUUGACACUAUAUCAAAUCUAAGUAAUGCUUAGAAGGUCUAUGUCAGUAAUACCUUCAAUAAGAAUCUAUUAUUCAUCAAGUGUAAUAACAUAAUCAUAAUUGGACAUUACGUAAAUGAAUUCAACUUCAUCUCUCAAAUCCAAGUGACAGAUCAACAGAAUGUUCAACUUCUAUUGUCCAUCUUCAGAUCCACACUUGUGAUUGUGUACAAGACAGUCACUGAAUAAGGUAUUUUGCAAUAUUUGAUUCACAAUUUGAAUUCAGUAACACUCUUACGGAGGUUGCCCUUGUACUACUAUUAAUUGCCUCAAAAACUCUAAUUGGCUUCCAAUCCGUUGAAGAAUUUGAUCAUGGUUACUGCAUAUUCAGUGUACACAUAGACGACUGUAAUAUUGGUUUACUAAAUAAAUGAAUAUUAGAGGAAUUCACUAUUGACAGUUAUUGACACAUUCGACUAUUUUGAGAGUGAAUUAAAUUAUUGCGUUGCUGGGAUGGACGAUACGGUCAUUUAGUUCAUUUAUAAGGGGAAUGUGUAUAGCUACUUGUAUUUUAAAUAGCCAAGAAUCUACUUCAAUUAAGUGACUGAUCCUAGUCACUUUUAAACGACUUUGAAGUUAUAGUAACAGGAAUGGAAUGAUUAUUAUAAUUUAAGGAGGGAAUACAAUAAGGAUAUUACAUUGGUGGAUAUGCAAUUGGAAAUGGAGUGGGUGAAGACUAAUAUUAAUUUGAGGUUCGAGGAAUGCGAGAAGGUCCAGUCUAUUCAAAUAGACAACAAUUGGAUUCAGGGAUAGAGAAUUUAGUAUAAAUUAUCGUGUAUUUUGUGUACAACUGACAAUGACGGAGGUUAAAUUUAUUUGUUGAAUCAAUUUUAAAAAUCCAAUAGGUAAAUACAAACCAAGUCAAUAUAGGAAAUAAUGAAGUUUGAUCAAAAUUAUGUGUUAAUUUUAUCUGAAUUGACAGGUACAAAAUAAUAUCUGCAAUUUGUUGAUAAUUCUGGAGAUAUUGCAAAUGAAAUUGAAUUGCAAAGUGAAUAACAAGGUUACGUAGCCAGCAAGUUGUUUUUAUUGACUAAGCAGAUUCUAGUUGUUUUGUAUGAAAAUAAAAUAGAAAGACAGACUGAAUUAUGGUAUUAUUAUUGUUGGGAAGAAUAAGAACGAUAGGAUUGUAAAGUCAUGGGGAAAAUGGAAUUCCAGUAAAGAAAGAUAAUAACAGAAAUGCGCUAUUUCAAUAAUGUGCAAAUUAUACUUACAGAAGGUUAGACAGAACAUCCUUCUAUUUAUUUUUACUCCUUGGAAUUGGAUGACAAACUGUUUGCUGUUCAAUAAUUUAAAUUGAUAAUCAAUAAGGACUAUUUUCAUGAAAACUUUAAUGUGACAUCAUUUGAUGUGAUGAAACUCACUGAAAAUGAAGGUUGUUUGAUUUUAGCUGAGUUCCGAAUUGGUAUCAUAGCAUUAAAAAUGACUUUGACCAAGGAGGAGGUGAGUGUUUAACAGUAUCAAUAUAUGUUAUUGCCAUUUAUUCAACAGAAGUUGGUGGAGCCGUAGGAGAAUAGAUUGAUUAAAGUGGAGAUCUUCAAAGAAGGGAAUAAUAAUUGUAACCUUAUUUUGGUGGAUGAAAUCAAUGAAAGUUAUUAAAUGAAUUUGAAUUAUGAGAAGGGGGUGUUUAGGAUAUAAAUUGUUUAAGUGUUUUAGAAACUGGGGAAUAUAGUCAAGUUGCGAUCGAUUGGUGUGUUGGAUCAUUAUCUAAUUUAAUUGUAUAGAUAUGAGAAUAAGAAUUACUAUUGUCUCUAUGAUAUUGAAGAGACUGAGGACUUAAGAAGUAAUGCAGGGAUAUGUAAGGCAGGUCUGAAGCAGGUCGGAUAUGAUGGGAGAUUUUCAUAUAAUUUUGUCGUUAGAAAGAAUCAAAUUGGGAAAUAUCAAUUGCUAAUAAGUACUUAUGAGGAUAGGAUCUUGCAAUUGUACACAAUUGAUUCAGCAGCGAGGAUAGUGGUGAGGAAUUCGGAGGAGCUUAGAAAUUAUACGGUAAACUUAAUAGCUGUGAAUCCAUAUAAAUAAGUGUAAAUGGCAAUUAAUAUAACUUUGUAAUCAUGUCCGAUAGCUGAUUAAGAUAUGACAUUAUUUUUUAUAUUGCUGAUAGUAGUUUUGGGAAUACUGUUGGUUGGGAUAAUCGUCUGUGUAGCAAUCCAUAUUUGUAUAAAUAAGCACCGCAAGAGGAGACGAUCGUAUAAGGCCAUUUAAUGA